Molecule: messenger RNA, 1029 nt
Organism: Mesitornis unicolor (brown roatelo)
Lineage: Eukaryota; Metazoa; Chordata; Aves; Mesitornithiformes; Mesitornithidae
Product: chloride channel protein ClC-Kb-like
Biological process (GO): chloride transport; transmembrane transport
Cellular component (GO): membrane
Molecular function (GO): voltage-gated chloride channel activity
Source: RefSeq, a predicted model, not a curated record
CGUGUCCGUCUGUCCGUCCAGCUCACCAUGAAGGAAUACCUCACCUCCCUCUUCGACAACCGCACCUGGGGGGUGCUGGCCCCCAAUGCCUCCUCGCUGGCUGACCCCUUCAGCGCGGAGCUUUUUGGGCUCUGGCAGGAGUGGUGCCACCCCUCGGCCACCAUCUUUGGCACCUUGGCCUUCUUCCUGCUCAUGAAGUUCUGGAUGCUGAUCCUGGCCACCACCCUGCCCUUGCCCGCUGGCUACUUCAUGCCCAUCUUCGUCUACGGAGCUGCCAUCGGGCGCUUGGUGGGGGAGGUGGUGGCCCUGCUCUUCCCCCGUGGGCUCUAUCCAGAGGGGACCCUGCGCCCCAUCACCCCUGGCGGCUACGCUCUGGCUGGUGCAGCCGCUUUUUCGGGCUCGGUGACCUACUCUGUCUCCACGGCGUUACUGGUGUGCGAGGCCACCGGCCACCUGGGCCACCUCCUCCCCGUGGUCCUGGCCGUGCUGGUGGCCAAUGCCAUCACCCAAAAGCACCAACCUUCCUUCUACGAUGGCACCAUCAUCGUCAAGAAGCUGCCCUACCUCCCCCGCAUCCGCAGCCGCCACAUGGCCUCCUACCGAGUGGUGGUGGAGGAGUUCAUGGAGCACAGGGUGGUGGCCUUGACCAAGGAUGGUGGCUUUGAGGAGGUGCUGGUGGCCUUGGACACCUCCAAUGACACCGAAUACCCCGUGGUGGAGAGCGCAGGGUCCCCCACGCUGGUGGGCACCGUCAGCAGAGCCCAGCUGGUUGCCUUUCUCCAGAGCCACAAGCACCCCCAGGCACCCCCAGAGGAGAAGCUGGCUGCUGCGGGGACACUUGGGGACAACUGUGCCAUUGAGCCCAUCAUGCUCCAGCUUUCACCGUGGACCUCCCUGCACCAGGUCCAUCACCUCUUCGAGCUGCUGAAGCUACAGCGCAUCUUUGUCACCCGUGUCGGGGAGCUGGUGGGAGCUGUCAGCCGGGCCGAGCUGCGGAAAGCCAUCGAGGAGCUCGCCGACCCCAAGUGA